Brassica napus (rape) is the source of this 1869-nucleotide messenger RNA. Its product is annotated as serine carboxypeptidase-like 32. Gene Ontology annotation, molecular function: serine-type carboxypeptidase activity. Gene Ontology annotation, biological process: proteolysis. Gene Ontology annotation, cellular component: vacuole. The record is from RefSeq and is a predicted model, not a curated record. The coding region runs from base 386 to 1795 and encodes 469 amino acids. NCBI's taxonomy places the organism in Eukaryota, Viridiplantae, Streptophyta, Magnoliopsida, Brassicales, Brassicaceae. The transcript is spliced from 10 exons.
GCAACACAAACAAAAAAAAACUAAAUUUGAUUUUUAAUACUAUUAUAUAAUUAUUAUUUUUGCAAUAUAUAACAUGUCAGUUCAUAAAAUUUUCCGUUUCCAUGUUCUAUCUUUGACUAAUAAGAUGGCAUAAAAUCUCUUUUUCUUGGUCAAGGUCAUUAAAUCUAUUAACUUCCACGAAAGAAAAUAAUUCGUAUUCACCUAAAACUAAUUAUUUCCAUAUACAAAAAAAUACAAAAAGUAAAAAAUCGAAUCACAAUCUUUUCCAUAUUAAAUAGAUUAAAAUUCAAGCCUUACCUCUAAUUGCAACAAAAUCUCACUUCGUUGCGUUACGUAUCAACCACCCAUCACAUCUUCCAGUCUUUUCUCAAAAUCUCACUUCCUAAUGAUUCAUCAAACUAUUUACAAUGUGUCAAUUGCAUUGUGUCUUUGCACUCUUUUCGCGUUUGUUUUUUCUGAUAGCCCAGAAGCAAUGAGAGAUCUCGUUACGGAUUUGCCUGGUCAAUCUGGUGUGAGGUUCAGACAUUACGCCGGCUAUGUCCCGGUUGAUAAAAAACAUGGAAGGGCUAUGUUUUAUUGGUUUUUCGAGGCUAUGAGUCUUCCAAACCAGAAGCCUUUAGUACUGUGGCUUAAUGGAGGGCCUGGAUGUUCUUCUGUGGGAUACGGAGCAACACAAGAGAUUGGUCCAUUUCUUGUGGAUAACAAAGGAAACAGUCUUCAAUUUAAUCCCUAUGCAUGGAAUCAUGAGGCCAACAUUCUGUUUCUAGAAUCCCCUGUUGGUGUCGGGUUUUCGUAUUCAAACACAAGUAGUGACUAUAAAAAGAUCGGCGAUGAAUUUACAGCGAGAGACGCAUACUCCUUUAUUCAAAAUUGGUUGGAGAGGUUCCCAGCUUACAGAGAAAACAAUUUCUAUAUAGCUGGCGAGAGCUAUGCAGGAAAGUAUAUACCGGAGCUUGCAGAGGUCGUUUAUGACAAGAACAAUGAAAAUUCCUCACUUCAUAUCAAGCUUAAAGGCAUUCUGCUUGGAAAUCCUGAAACAUCGGAAGCCGAAGAUUGGGAUGGAUGGGUGGAUUAUGCAUGGAGCCAUGCAGUAAUAUCAGACGAGAUGUAUGGAGUCAUAAAAAGAAAUUGCAAUUUCAGUAGUAAAACUACUUGGGAUGUUAAAGAAUGCAAAGACAACGUAGACGAAGUAGUCAAACAAUAUCACAAAAUUGAUCAAUACAGUCUCUAUACUCCUACCUGUAAUGGAAAUUCAACGCCUAGUUCAUCCCUUGAUUCCACGAGAUUCAGGACUAAUCUUCGCAAUUCCAAAAUGAUGCCGAGGAUGAUGGGCGGAUACGACCCGUGUUUGGAUGAUUAUACGAAAGUAUUCUACAACAGAGCAGAUGUCCAGAAAGCUCUUCAUGCAAGUGAUGGUAUUCAUCUAAAGAAUUGGAGCAUUUGCAACGAUGAUAUUUUUGAUAAUUGGACGGAUUCAAAGCCCUCAGUUUUGCCAAUAUAUAAGAAAUUAAUCGCGGGAGGAUUUAGAAUAUGGGUUUACAGCGGCGACACAGAUGGAAGAGUUCCCGUACUCGGGACAAGGUACUGCAUAAACAAGUUGGCAUUACCCAUUAAGACGUCGUGGACGCCAUGGUACCACGAGAAACAGGUUAGUGGAUGGCUUCAAGAAUACGAAGGUUUAACUUUUGGAACGUUCAAAGGAGCAGGACAUGAUGUGCCUUCCUUCAAACCCAGCGAGUCGCUUGCGUUUUUCUCCGCCUUUCUCAAAGGAGUUCUUCCUGCUUUAUCGCCGUAAUAGAGAGAAAACAUUUGUAUUGAAGAUUUCAAUAAUAAGCUAAUUAAUAAUAUAUUUUUAAUAUUUUUGACACA